Molecule: messenger RNA, 1534 nt
Organism: Branchiostoma belcheri (Belcher's lancelet)
Lineage: Eukaryota; Metazoa; Chordata; Leptocardii; Amphioxiformes; Branchiostomatidae
Product: retinitis pigmentosa 9 protein homolog
Exons: 5
Coding region: 126-914 (262 amino acids)
Biological process (GO): RNA splicing
Source: RefSeq, a predicted model, not a curated record
GCGCUGUGUUGGAAGAUUCCUACAAAAAUGGAGGCGAAGUGAAAUUUAGUUGGGGGGUGUGUGGUUCCCAGCUCUUCAAAUAAAUAUUCGGGGCUCAUUCGGACAAGUGACAACAGGUUUUUAUUAUGCCCAAAGAGAAGAAGAAAGAGAAGAAGAAGAAACACAGAGACAAGACUGUGGUGGAGGUGCGCAAACAUGUCACAACGUUCUACGAGCAGGCACCACCAGGUCUUAUCAAAGAAAAUGAGGAGAAGCCAGAAGACUGUAUCCCAGACCUGCCGCAGAACCAGGGAGCGCGGGACUUCCUGGCCCAUGCUCCUACCAAGGGGCUCUGGAUGCCGCUCGGGAAGGAGGUCAAGGUCAUGAAGUGCUGGAGGUGUAAGAAUUACGGACACAGGACAGGAGACCGUGAAUGUCCCCUGUUCAUCAGUGGAAACACACAGAUCGAACAGUUCAGAGUCUUACAUGAGGACCCCAUGUAUGGCUACAUCAAGGAAACCAAAGAGAAGGAAAAGGAAGACAGGAUACAACAGCUGAAGGCUCUCCUAGACUCCUCCUCCUCAGACUCAGAGAGCUCCAGCUCUGAAGAUUCCUCAAGACACAGGAAGAAGAAGAAGAAACACAGGAAGAAGCACAAGAAACAUUUGAAGAAGUCUCGAGAAGACUCCAGUGACGAUGCCAGUAGUAAUGAUAACUCUCCAGGAAGAAAGAAGAAGAAGAAACGUAAACACAGCACAAGUGGAAAGGACUACUCGAGUGAAGAGGAUCGCAGAAAGAGAAGGAAAAGCCACAGAGAAGAUGACAGGCAUGAGAGAAGGUACUCUAGGAAGGAUUCCACAGACAGUAAGGAUAGGAGAGAGAAGGACACAGAAGGUAGACAUCACGAACAUGGUAAACACAAGAGGAGAGACUAACAGUAACAGGCAGGUAUGGGGAUACAGGAUGUCAGGUUUGCUACUGUCGUAAAAAGUUUAAAAAGCAGAGAUGAAGCGUCUAAACCAAUCUUGGGGAUCGUUUACAUUCCCCAAAACAUAUGUUAUUGGUGGACUGGUUGCCAAAGACUUUUAAUUUCCAUUGGUUGAAAUGCUGAAGAGGCUUCAACUUAUUCAAGAGCUUUGGGGCCUUUGGCAUAUUCGUUCUGUAUCAGAAACCUGUAUGCCAAUGGUUGUAUUCCUGUUUAUAGCAGAUGUUAGAUACUGCUAAUAUGAAGGAUUAUCUGCAAACAAUAUACAUGUAGCUAUGAUUGCACAGUAUUACUUGUAUCAAGAUUAUGCUAUAAUCUUCAUAGAGAAGGUUCGGAUUACUUCGGAAAAAUUUGAAUUGCAUGAGAUAAAUUUCCCCUUGCUUCAGUGGUUGGAGUUGUUUUAUUGGAUCAUGUAGAUAGUAUGGAUAGUAAUUAAUAGCGGAUGUUGGAAAGUAAAAAGACUUUUUUUUCCUUGGAAAAAAGACUUUCAAGAAAAAGUUGCUGACAAACAACCAAAAUGUACAUAUAUUCAUUGAUUUGUUGGAUUUAAUACAGAAUCAUUAAUAGAGA